This is a messenger RNA of Striga hermonthica, 993 nucleotides long. The record is from the annotation of a GenBank genome assembly. NCBI's taxonomy places the organism in Eukaryota, Viridiplantae, Streptophyta, Magnoliopsida, Lamiales, Orobanchaceae.
AUGUUGGUAGUUUCACAGGAGCUCCACAAAGGAUCUGCCAAUGAGGAGCCUGAAACUCAGGCAGCUUCUUUACCUGAAGUCCCGAACGGCCAUGUCAAACUGGACGAGGCAGUUUUCGAGGAGAAAAUGCUCAACAACGAAAUACAAGAUCAAUCAUUCACCUUAAACGGGGAUAUGCAAGAAAAAGACUCGAAUCAGAAGCCAAAAUCCACAUCAAAUGUCGACUAUUUGGACCCAUUACCUCAAGAAUCCACCGAUAUUAAUACAUCCGAACCUCAAGAAGAUCAAACGGAAAAAGGCGACUAUGAAAAUGACAAUGUCACGGCUGAUAUUGUCUCUGAUAAUGAAGAAUUAUCAGAAGUGGAGAAUAAAAACGGAGAGAGGCGUGAAAUCGAAACCGAUUCCUUUCCAUGUUUGGAGAACAAGUCGACAGAUAACGAAAGUAUACUCAUAAACAAUACUACCAUUGUUGCUAAGAUUUGUACAAAAUGCGAGCCGGUAAUAGAAGAUAGUGAGCCUGAGGGGCAAGAAAGUACGAAACCAUUCGAUAAGUCGAGAAAGUGCCCGAGUUUUGAUUUCGGGCUCCCAUUUGAUGCCAGGUCAGACGACUCGGAUCAAACCCCAUUGCUUUUUCGAGACGGGAGUGCGAUUAGAAGCUUACCGAGCUCGUGCCCGACUCUGAGGUUCCAACACAGAAGUGUCCAGACAGAAUAUUUCGAUAACUCGUUGCAUUUUGGAAGUGCGGAGGUUGAAGAGAAGACGAUUAGAAUGGAAAGAAGCCAUUCGGACGGCUUAAAAAGGGACUUAACGCUAAACUCGAUGACUAAACCGGAAAAUGCAAACGUCGUUACAAAACCGAACGGCGAAUGUUCGGUUAUUCCUGAUAACGCGCGAGAAGAUUGUGACGUGAUUUCAUCCAAAGGGCGCGAAAAACGGAAAGCGAGACCUUCUAUGUUUACUACUUGCAUCUGUUGCACUGCAACCAUCAACUAA